AACAUUUGAAAACACACAGCAGAAAAUAAAUGAAAAUAGCUUAGAGGCUGUCUCAGUAUUUGAGCCCUAGUGUUAGCCGUAAAAAUCCAUCCACUUAUAUGUUAAUUGCCAAUUCUGCUGGUCAGUCUAUCUCAUUUUUUACAGGGGACACCUUCAAAGAAUAUAGAAAAUGCCUUUUCUGUGUUGCUUGAAUUAGCUGAAAUCAUGCGUUCAGCAGUGAUGGAAGAUUUAUCAAUACGCAGAGUUAGCCGCUGUUUCUUAAUACAAGUUUCCACCUCACUGACCCUUUUUGAGCCCUCAGUUGGCCAAACAGCUUCCACUGGUAGUUGUCCAGAAUUAAGGAGUUUGUGGAAUAAGUUCAAGUAAUGCCAGGCUCAAAUUGCUUCCACUGAAAGAGUCUAUAUGAUCACUUUCUGACAAGUAGAAGGCAUAAAGUAGCUGGAACAUAUUCCAGGAAGAAGGAUUCACCUCAAAAGACACACAAGAUAAACGCUUGCAUAGCUUUGGCUAAUAUCUGAAACUACAGCUGUUUAGAAGGUUGGUUGGUUGAUUGGUUUGUUUUUCUGAAUGGCAUGAAAAAUGAAGAGUAGUGUGGUUAAAAUGGAUCUUCAGAUAAUCAGUACCCUUACAAAAGUUAUAUGGAAGGUGAGUGUUUUGUUCUGUUUAAAUCAAGUCAUCCUGCUGUCAUUAGAAAUCUCAGAGGUUCAGCCUUGUGGAAGGUUUUAAAGGCAACACUUCACCAGUAAUCGGAUUAGAAGGACUUGCAUAGCUACAUGGUCUAAAAAAGAGAUAAAAGAAACCAGAGUUCAAACUUGCCACAAAGAAAAGCAGUGAGCUGUGUGGUGCACAAUCAACACACUGUUCUGAGACUUUGAUUGUGACAAUUACCUAAAGUAGGGAUGCCUGCAGAUUUCAAUGGUUACUGGAAAAUGGUCAGCAAUGACAAUUUUGAGGAGUAUCUGAAAGCAUUGGAUGUAAAUGUUGCUGUAAGAAAAAUAGCAAACUUGCUAAAGCCUGACAAAGAAAUCCUUCAGAAUGGGGAUCAUAUGAUCAUUAAAACACUAAGCACUUUUAGAAACUACAUCAUGGAAUUUGAUGUAGGAAAGGAGUUUGAGGAGGAUUUGGCUGGGGUGGAUGAUCGCAAAUGCAUGACCACAGUGUCUUGGGAUGGAGAUAAGCUUCUCUGUGUACAGAAUGGAGAAAAAGAAGGUCGUGGUUGGACCCAGUGGAUUGAAGGAGAUGAAAUGCACCUGGAAAUAAGAGUGUGUGGAGUCAAGUGUAAGCAGGUCUUUAAGAAGGUACAGUGACUCUACAGCUGAUACAGAAGUGAAGAACAGUAGAAUUUACAGACUUACCACCAAAUCUCCAAAUGCAAGUCAUGAACAUCAUCAGUGAUGUGAGCAAAUACAGAAAUGAAGAUCACAUUAGAACUGUAUAGCUAGAAUAAAAUAUUUUUAACAAAUAAUUUUAAAGAAAUAACUGCAAAUAAAACUAUUUUUAGAAAUGCCAAUUAAAGAUACUAAACACUACAAA
Columba livia (rock pigeon) is the source of this 1533-nucleotide messenger RNA. It is a transcript of the gene RBP1, whose product is annotated as retinol binding protein 1. Gene Ontology annotation, biological process: retinoic acid biosynthetic process; vitamin A metabolic process; fatty acid transport. NCBI's taxonomy places the organism in Eukaryota, Metazoa, Chordata, Aves, Columbiformes, Columbidae. Gene Ontology annotation, molecular function: all-trans-retinol binding; fatty acid binding. The record is from RefSeq and is a predicted model, not a curated record. The transcript has 4 exons. Gene Ontology annotation, cellular component: nucleus; cytosol. Bases 900 to 1307 code for a protein of 135 amino acids.